Molecule: messenger RNA, 1491 nt
Organism: Acanthosepion pharaonis
Lineage: Eukaryota; Metazoa; Mollusca; Cephalopoda; Sepiida; Sepiidae
Source: the annotation of a GenBank genome assembly
AUGUUACUUACCGGUUUAGUGACACGAGUUGACUUUUUUUUCAUUUCUUUUAUCGCAUACAAGACGAAUUUUUCUACUUUUCUUUUCACUCAGCUCGUUCGCCUCAAGGUAAACAAGUUGUUACUUAAAGAAAAUGUUGCUUGUGACUUGGUCUUUUUUUUUUCUCUCUUUGGCCAUAAACGUCUUCUAUCUUUAGUUUCUAUGGUUGCAAGAAGAGGCGUUAAAAACCUGAAUAUAGGAGCUUUUCUCAUCCCAUAUUUUAUUUGUGUAAUCGUCGGAGGAGUACCAUUAUUUUACCUGGAAGUCGCUGUCGGUCAGUUUACGGGAACAUCUGGCCUUAAUGCCUGGAGAUUAUGUCCAAUCCUUCAAGGAAUUGGCGUUGCGUCGCUCAUUAUUGUGAUCCUCUUGAACAUCUACUACAACAUCAUCCUGAUGUGGAGCUUCCGUUAUAUGUUUGCUUCGUUUACGACGGGUACCCUGCCGUGGGCCAAGUGCGGUCAAGUAUGGAAUACCUGCAACUGUCAGUUGUCCAACAAAGCCUCGAACAUGACAGUGGCCUCCGAGGCUUGCAACAUCAGCGUCUCAGUUGACAACAAGACCGCAGAGAGAAUGUUUGACUCUGUCACAGAAUAUUGGGAACGAGAGGUUUUAAGAAUCUCCUCGGGUGUGGAUAAUAUGGGAUCGUUCAAAUGGGAUUUAGUCCUUUGUCUGCUGUUAGCUUGGAUCCUCGUUUACGUGUGCAUUUGCAAAGGCAUCAAAUCAUCCGGAAAGGUUAUGUAUGUCACGGCAACAUCACCUUACCUUUUUAUGUUGAUUCUACUUAUUAACGGAGCUCUCCUACCCGGUGCCAAGGAAGGAUUUAUUUAUUACUUGAAACCAAAUUUUGAGAGACUCAAAGAAUUGGAUGUAUGGGUAGAUGCCGGAACGCAAAUCUUUUUUUCGUAUUCAAUCUCCCUCGGUGCCCUUACAGCCCUGGGAAGCUACAAUCUUUUCAAACAUAACUCUUACAGGGACAGCAUCAUUUUUGCCUGUACGAACAGCGGCACCAGCCUUUUGGCUGGACUUAUCACCUUCCCAGUGCUGGGCUACAUGGCCCACAUGCAAAACAAAACAAUUGAUGAUGUCGUCGAGAAAGGUCCUGGUCUGGCUUUUAUUGCUUACCCACAAGCCGUUGCCACAAUGCCGGCGGCGCCCCUCUUCUCUGUUCUGUUUUUUAUUAUGAUCAUUUUGCUGGGAAUGGACAGUCAAUUUGUUGGAGUGGAAGCUGUUAUCACGGUCUUUGUGGAUAUGUUCCCUCAGUAUUUGCGACGUGGAUACAGGAAAGAAAUUUUUAUUGCUGUUGUUUGUUUCAUUUCCUUCUUGUUUGGGCUUCCCAUGUGUAUGGAGGGUGGAAUGUAUGUCUUUCAACUAUUUGAUUAUUAUGCAGCCAGUCGAAUCCUUUUGCUAGUUGCUUUAUUGAAUGUAUCGCAGUUGCCUGGAUAUACGGUGUAA